This is a messenger RNA of Oryzias latipes (Japanese medaka), 2263 nucleotides long. Lineage: Eukaryota; Metazoa; Chordata; Actinopteri; Beloniformes; Adrianichthyidae. The record is from RefSeq and is a predicted model, not a curated record.
CCCAUACAUGCGUAGGUUUUCUUCAGUGACUCCAGCUUCCUCCCACCGUCCAAAAACAUGCGUCAUGGGUUAUUUGGUUACUUCAAAUUACUAGUCAUUUAAUGCUUUAACAUAAAAAACAGAACUUUAAUUCAAAACAAGUUGAACAUAUUUCAACAAUACAAACAUUAGUCUAAAGAAUAACUUUGUUUUCCUCCUCCAUCAUCUCCAAAUGUUCAGGAACUUGUCCUGCUCCUCCCUUUGCCACCUCAUCAGGCCUCAGAGAGAACUCAAAAGAAAAGAAUGACUCAAAACAAUCAGAACAAAAUUAACUAAAUGUGUGAACAAGUCAUCAAGUUAAUUGAUUUGAUAGUAGAACACAAGCACUCAACUGAGCACAGGUGCCGUCACCUAUGCUCUGACAGUAUGUUGUGUGCUCUACCCACGAGCAAGCAAAAUCACGUAGACGUUUCUGCCUGUUGAUGUUGAUCCCAGUUCUGUUUUUGAACAUUGAGUCAAAUCUGGUCUUUGUUGGUGUGUUUCCUCAGUUUGGAUUUCGGAUACAAUCUCACGUGCCUGUGCAUGACUGAGUUUUUCACGGAAUCUCUGGUGCUCCUAAUUCUCCACGCUGAUGUCUUCAGUGUGCAUCUCUACACAAGAAGCUGUUUCCUGCAGGUGGAGUACUCCCGCCUGAAGAUUGUUUGUAGAACCUGACAAACAUUUUCUUGUGUUUCCAUUACAGACUCCCCUGUGCAUCUGGAGGUAUCAUCGUCACAUUAACACCUGAGCUUCAAUAAACUGCAUUUUUCUUACCCUCAGUGUGCUCCUCCUUGGAUUGUCCAAUACUUCCUUCUGACAUUAAUGAUAAAUCUCCAGCAACUUGUUGCGGUGUGAUUUUAACUCCUCCUACUUCUUAAUCAUCCUCAAACUUUUUAACCCCUUUUCUCCCCUCUCUUUUGUACCUUAAUUCCCCAUCUCUAACAUCCCGCUCUCUCAUUCUUUUUCCACUCUCUUUUUUUCCCCGUCUGGUCCGGCAAGAGAUGAACAGUAUGCAAACAUAAUUAAUAUAACGUUUAGCCUCAAAUGCAAAAGGGUUUUAUACAAAUAUACACUUUGUGCAGUUGUAGACCGUCAGGAUAGUCAGUUAGGCCUAAAAACUAUCUGAAUCAUGUGUUAAUUAUAUUGUAUCUAUGCAUGCUCAUUAAAUCAUUCCAAAUCCUUCAGCUUACAUUUGUUUGCUCAGCUGUCGGAUAAGAAAAGUUAAAAAAAAAAAAGUAAACGCAGAACUUCUGUUCUGUUUUAGUCACCCCACUUAGAUUAACCUCAACACAGCUUCCUAUAUAUCCUAUCUAUAUCACUGUCACAUGACAUUGACUUCCCACCACAUCAAUGAUUAUCUGUGGCAGGAAAAGUUGUUCAGUAUACAAGUUAGUCUGUUACACACUUCACACGUUCUUAGACUUUACAUCCUUAUAAUGGAAGCCGUUAAUCAAAAUUUUGAACCUAAAGAUCCUGUCUGCCACGUUUCCGUAUCAAAUCCACCAGCUUCCAUCAAGUCCAACAGGAGAUGCUAUCUCUGUGUUAUUACUUUCAUGGUGAUGCUGAGUGUUCUUCUUCUGGCUGGACUCGUCAUUCUUGGCCUCCUCUAUGGUGACUCAGUAAGAAAUUUGUCAGAAAUCUCUGACAGCAAAGACAAUUUGACUGAACAUCUGAAUGCUGUUAUUGAGAGGAUGAAUUCCAGCCUCAUUGAAACGACCAAGAAGCUGAUGGACUUUAAACAGAAAAAAACAGGAUGUUCUGCUGAAUGGAUCGGAUUUGGUUCCUCUUGUUACUUCUUCUCUGUGGAGUCUAAGUCCUGGGAUGAAGCAAGAGAGUCCUGCAGAGCCAGAGAAGCUGAUCUGGUGGUGAUAAACACCAAUGACGAAAAGACUUUUAUUUUUGCAUCCAGCCAUAAACCAGUUUGGAUUGGACUGACUGACAAAGUCCAGGAGGGGACCUGGAAAUGGGUAGAUGGAAGUCCUCUGACUCUGCAGUUCUGGGGAGACGAUCAGCCUGAUAAUGGUGGUGGAAUACAAGCUUACGGAGAAGAAGACUGUGUUCAAAUUAGAUAUACUCCUGGAUCCUGGAAUGAUAUUGCAUGCAAAAAUUCUCAGAAGUGGAUCUGUGAAAAAGAAGCUACUUUAUAUGUUUGAAGACUACUUUAAAUUAAGAUGCAUUUUGAUUGUUAUUUUUUUUUUUCACCUUUCAGAAACAUAUACAGUCAGGACCAUAAAUAUUUGAAAAG